Messenger RNA from Pelodiscus sinensis (Chinese soft-shelled turtle), 3155 nucleotides. The record is from RefSeq and is a predicted model, not a curated record. Lineage: Eukaryota; Metazoa; Chordata; Testudines; Trionychidae.
CCAGUUUGUUCUCAAGUCACUAAAUGUUUUUUGAUUUGUCUUAAAGAAACCGAAGAAGUUUUUAAAGUGAAAAAAUCAAGUUACAGCAAAAAGAUAGUAAAGCUACUGAAGAAAGAGUACAAAGAAGAUCUUGAAAAAUCAAAGGUUAAAACAGAAGUCAAUUCUCCAUCAGAUGUUGAACAGCCCAUAGAAAAAACAGGACAGGUGAAGGAUGCAAACCAAGAAGAUGGGACUGCAAACAGUGAACAAGGUGAAGAAGAGAUGGAAGUUGAAAGUGAAAAGGAAGAAGAAAAACCUAAAACUGGGGGAGCUUUUUCAAGUGCUCUGUCAUCUCUGAAUGUUCUCCGUCCAGGAGAAAUCCCAGAUGCUGCUUUUAUUCAUGCUGCUAGAAAAAAGCGUCAAAUGGCCCGGGAACUUGGAGACUUCACGCCUAUUGACAAUGAGCCGGGUAAAGGCCGCCUGGUUCGAGAAGAUGAAAAUGAUGCCAGUGAUGAUGAAGAUGAUGAUGAGAAGAGAAGAAUAGUAUUCUCAGUGAAGGAAAAAUCCCAAAGGCAAAAGAUUGCAGAGGAAAUAGGUAUUGAGGGAAGUGAUGACGAAGCUCUUGUAACUGGGGAACAGGAUGAAGAACUCAGUCGAUGGGAGCAGGAACAGAUACGUAAAGGAAUUAACAUACCUCAGGUUCAAGCAAGUCAGCCUACUGAAGUGAAUAAUCUGUACUACCAGAACUCUUACCAGACAAUGCCUUAUGGUUCAUCGUAUGGCAUUCCUUACACUUAUGCUGCCUAUGGAUCAUCAGAGACCAAGUCUCAAAAAACAGAUAAUACAGUUCCUUUCAAAACUCCAAGUAAUGAGAUGACUCCUGUUACUAUUGAUUUGGUAAAGAAACAGCUUAAAGACAGGUUGGAUUCAAUGCAAGAACUGCACAAAGCCAAUCAGCAGCAACAUGAGAAACAUCAACAAAACCAAGAGGACUCUACCAAGGCAAUUGAACGAUUAGAAGGGUCUUCUGGGGGUAUUGGUGAACAGUAUAAAUUUUUGCAAGAAAUGCGAGGGUAUGUCCAAGACUUGCUUGAGUGUUUCAGUGAAAAGGUGCCCCUGAUUAACGAACUCGAGUCAGCAAUACAUCAGCUGUACAAACAGCGAGCUUCCCGCCUUGUCCAAAGACGACAAGAUGAUAUUAAAGAUGAAUCUUCGGAGUUUUCAAGCCAUUCAAGUAAAGCACUGAUGGCACCAAAUCUUGAUUCUUUUGGACGAGACAGAGCACUCUAUCAAGAGCAUGUAAAACGGCGGACUGCAGAAAGGGAGGCUAGAAGAACCCGCCGUAGGCAAGCAAGAGAACAAACUGGGAAGAUGGCAGAUCACUUUGAAGGCCUUUCUAGUGAUGAUGAAGAAACUUCAACAGAUAUCACUAACUUCAACAUGGAACGAGAUCGUAUUUUGAAGGAGUCCAGCAAAGUUUUUGAAGAUGUACUAGAAAGUUUCUACUCAAUUGACUGCAUUAAAUCACAGUUUGAAGCCUGGCGUUCCAAAUAUUUCUCCUCUUAUAAGGAUGCUUACAUUGGCCUCUGUUUACCAAAGCUGUUUAAUCCUUUAAUAAGACUUCAGCUCCUUACCUGGACACCUUUGGAGGGCAAAUGUCAAGAUUUUGAGAGUAUGUUGUGGUUUGAAUCAUUGCUAUUUUAUGGCUGCGAAGAACAGGAACAAGAGAAGGAUGACGCUGAUAUUUCCCUAUUACCUACUAUUGUGGAAAGAGUUGUUCUCCCUAAAUUAACAGUACUUGCUGAAAGUAUAUGGGACCCUUUUUCUACAACACAGACAUCUCGGAUGGUAGCAAUUACACAGAAACUAGUAAAUGGAUAUCCUUCAGUGGUAAAUGCAGAAAACAAAAACACACAGACACUUUUGAAGGCACUGUUACUAAGAAUGAGACGAACACUAGAUGAUGAUGUAUUCAUGCCCUUGUAUCCCAGAAACAUCUUAGAAAACAAGAACUCUGGUCCUUAUUUGUUUUUUCAGCGCCAGUUUUGGUCCUCUGUUAAGUUACUAGGAAACUUUCUCCAGUGGUAUGGAAUCCUUUCAAACAAAACUCUACAGGAAUUAUCGAUAGAUGGUCUGCUAAAUAGAUAUAUCCUUAUGGCUUUUCAGAAUUCUGAAUAUGGUGAGGACAGCAUUAAGAAAGCUCAAAGUGUAAUUGCUUGCUUUCCUAAACAGUGGUUUGCUAAUCUAAAAGGGGAUAAGACUAUUUCCCAGCUAGAGAACUUCUGUAGAUACCUUAUUCAUCUGGCUGAUACAAUUUACAGAAACAGCAUUGGAUGCUCUGAUGUAGAAAAAAGAAAUGCAAGGGAGCACAUAAAACAGAUAGUAAAGCUUCUAGCAAGCAUUCGAGCAUUAGACCAUGCUGUGGCAGUUGCAAAUGACCAUAAUGUGAAAGAGUUAAAGGUUUUAAUUGAAGGGAAAUAAUUUUAGAUGACUCAUUUUGAGCUUUAAAAUCAUUCCUGAUGUGUAAUUUAUGUACAUAUGUAAAGUUUCUUAAACUGUAAAGUAUUGAUCCUUGUUUUAAUACAAAGUGCAUUCUUACAUACAUCAUCUUUAAUAAGUAUUGAUUUCUUUUAAAAGAGAAGAAAUCCAGGAAGACCAUUUUCCAGCGGUCAGACUUUCCUUAAAAUCUCUGUGUGUAUUGUUUACAAAAAGACUUUGUACCCCAUGAUAACUAGUCAUCUACUCAGUUAAUUAUCCUAUGGUUAACUGAAGUAUAUAUAAUGUGUAAUACACAAUAUGCUUAUAUUUAUACCACAUUUUUUACUUUCACACUGGAUAUAGUGGUCUUCUGCUUUUGAAAUAAGCUUUUCAGUUGCUGAAAUAUACUUCAAUAAACUGACUGCAUUAUUGGUGAAAAGGUCUGGUAAGAGUCAAAUAUGAAAAUCAUUUGACCUAAAUAAUAGAGGUGCUAUUUGAAGGCUUAACAUUACAAAGCAGCUGUACUUCACUCAAGACUGAAAUAGCUUAACUUUACAUCUUGUGUUCAGAAUUCACAUGGAUCUUUCUUCAAACUGUUUUCUUAAAACAAUAAUUAGCAUAGCUUUAAUGCAUACAGUAGUCUGGUGACUUAAACAUGUGAUAACUUAUGUUUUAAGUUAAGUGGCAACACUGUAGUG